Messenger RNA from Halteromyces radiatus, 4575 nucleotides. RefSeq lists its product as uncharacterized. The record is from RefSeq and is a predicted model, not a curated record. Gene Ontology annotation, cellular component: TSC1-TSC2 complex; cytoplasm; nucleus. Gene Ontology annotation, molecular function: GTPase activator activity. Bases 1 to 4575 code for a protein of 1524 amino acids. NCBI's taxonomy places the organism in Eukaryota, Fungi, Mucoromycota, Mucoromycetes, Mucorales, Cunninghamellaceae. Gene Ontology annotation, biological process: negative regulation of TOR signaling; regulation of small GTPase mediated signal transduction; positive regulation of GTPase activity. The transcript is spliced from 7 exons.
AUGCCUCGUGAAGCUCGUCAUCGGGUGUUUGAAUUUAUGCUCGCUUGUAUUACUGGUCAAUAUGAUGAACUUGGUAUGGCAAGAGUUACCUUUUAUAACUCUUUACGAGAUUAUGACAACUGGGACGAUUUUUAUGACAUGUAUCGUGUGUUAUAUGCUCUUUGCAAAGGUGGUCGCGAUAUAUCUGGUUUCGAAAAAAACAUCAACAAACUUCUUAUCAACUGGCUAGAUAUGACUUUGAAACGUGUAUCUCACUUUCCCCAUCCACCCGCAAGAAUCAAACCAACGGUUAUUCCUUAUCUCAGUGAUAUCUUACAUCUUUUGACGUCAAUUGCCAAAUUCAACUUUGCCUUGUUUGAAGAAUCUGAAGUCACUCAAAUGGUAAUUGCUACUCAACAAGCUUUUUAUGCAUCCAAUCAUCCAGAUGAUAUCACUACAUGCUUGUCGUUUUGUGAUGUUGUCGUACGCUAUCGAUUCGUUCCUUUUGAUGCUCUGAAACCUUUUUUGGGAAUCAUUUGUGGUGCGGUGACUCUUCCAAAAGAUGCUUUGUCUGAAGCUUCUAUAUCUUAUUGGUCCAUCUUUCUCAAUCUAUUACGAUCUCACUGUGCGCACAAUGCAAUUUUGACUUUAUGCAACUUUAUGGAAGAACGUUUGGAUCCUGGUUCAAGUGCAGAAAAUUUGGCUGAAGGUGCUAUUACAUUACUUACCGAAACGGCAUGGGGUGGUACUCAUCAUCAACCAACUGGGGCAGAAGCAUACAAGGUCUCGGAUACAGUCUUACUUCUCUACUUUUUACGGGCUGUUCAACAAGGCGGAAGGAACAAUGGUGUUAUCCAUGCAUGUAUAUUGAAAAGCUUGACAGAUUUGGUGGCGGAUCCUGAUAAAGUCAAUAUUGGAUUGAUGGACUGGGAUGUGAUAUGGGAUAUCUGUGAUAUUUGUACCACUUUUGUGCUUGGAAUCAUGGAUGACUCUCAGAAACGUGUACUACAAAAUCAACUACCGGAUCAUCAUAUUGGAACUACGGAUGGAAACAACAACUGUGCUGAAACUGGUGAUCUGACAUACAAUGCUGUUCAUCAACUAGGGCGGUUCUUAGGAAGAAUUUACAAGUUGUAUUUGACCAAACAAUUCAAAGGACCUGUAGGAAGAUUCAUGCAUGUUUUAUACGGUUUACGUCGAUACGCUUCAGAAUCAUCAGCUACUAUUUUGUUAGAUUAUUACGAAAUGGAACAUCAUUUUUUGCCUUCAUCGGAAAACUGGAUCGAACUUUUAUUGGAAAUCACGAAUACCUUCUUUUUAUCACCACCUUCAAGGACAACAACAGCCAUUCGAUCGAGGGUAUUGACUAUUGUGGCGGAUGUUUGUUUGGCAGUCAAAGAUUUUUAUUCUGAAGAUAUGUAUCAACAAAUCGUUACACCUAUGAUGGAACACAUGGCUCAAGAAAAAGAAAGUCUUGUACAACAAAAAGCAAUUGAUCUUUUGGUGGAAUGCUUAUCGGAUUGUCAGAAUGAAAUGAUUUUUGAUACGAUGCUUGGAAUAUUGAAGGAUUGCUCUCGUUGUCGAUGUACCGCUUCUGAUCAACACGCUACUACAACUACUACCUCUACGACAACGACUCCUUCGAUUCAUGGUCAAUGUACUGGUAUCCCUGGUAUGUGUGGUAUUAUUGAUCUGUUUGAACAGUUACUACGAAACAAUCAGAAGAAAAUGUGCGUCAAGGUGUAUAAUGUUAUUACUCAAAUUGCUAAUGAUACUGGUGGACUCUUUUGCCCAUUUGGUGGUCCAAAAUUGAUUGCGGUGGAUCUUUUAUUACGGCUUCGGUGUUCUACAAAUCAUCGCAUAUUUGUAAUCGAAAAAGUACCUGUCACUGAAGAGAAUAAUUAUGUAUUGGCAAUUCGAAAAGCUUAUGAUGACCGAAAAAGCAGCAUUCAACAAGAACGUGAAAGUGGACCCUAUGGAUCAAUUAUCUCUCGACCUAGCGCUGGCAAGAAAAGAUAUGGUCAAUCUAGUCCAGCAAUAUUAUCAUACAAGGAACAUGAAAAUUCUGGUGGUGUGGUAUUGAAUAUUAACGACAUGAUCAAGGGCUAUAUCUCUGUAUUGUCUGAUUCUCCAAACUGGGAACUAGUGGCUUUUGUUGUGAGACGCUUACCUUGGCAAUUAGCAACGAAACAUAUGUUCUGUGGUGCAAGGACAUUUAUACGUAAACUUCAUCGUGCCUUGGUGAAAUGGAUUAGCUCUCGAAACUUUUUGAAGCAAGUGACUCAUAUUCCUCCUACUGUCAAGCGAAAUGAUUUGAAUGUCUAUGCCUAUCAAAUACUUACAGUUCUUAUCUCAUAUCGACGAUUAUUCAAGAAACAUGCUCAAGAUGAAAUGGUCUAUGCUUUUUACGUUGGUAUUACUCAAGUCACUGCGGCAACAAAACCUUGUAUCAAUGCUCUAACGAUCUGUUGUCACGAACUACCAUUAUCUGUUGCCAAGAUGCUCAAUGAAAUCCUACAAAGAAUGUCUCAAAUUAUUUCUGUUGGUAGUGUAUCGGUACAUAUCCUGGAAUUCUUAUCUGGUCUUGCUCGUCUCCCUAUUUUGUAUUCAAACUUUACUGGUGAUAUGUACAAGCCUGUGUUUGCCAUUGCACUUAAUUAUCUUCAACAUGCACGAUCUGUUACAGCAAGUAGUGGAACCAGCAACAGCGCUAUGGGAUCACAAACAUCACCUUCUUCUACACCUGGAAUGACUGUUUCACCAUCCUUUACCUCUCCAGCUACUCAACAAGGUGCAAUGUCUCAAUAUGUUUUGAUUAUGGCAUAUCUAGUGAUCACAGUAUGGUUUACAGCAAUCCCUUUACGCGAACGACGCAAGCAUGUCCCAUUCAUCAUUCAACGACUAUUAGCAGGCACUCCAGCAGAUGAACAAACAUUUACCUGUAUCGAUAUGCUCUCUCGUUUUACUUUUGCUGAUGCAAGUCUGUCACCCCACAAAUCUUUGGUAUCGAAAAUUCUUAUGGACAAUACGGAUGAUACUACUAUAGGACAAGGAAAAUCAACUAGUAGCAGAGAUACUCGAACUUGGGUUUAUGGACAUACGUUACUCACUCUCAAAACUGCGAAAGCACUUGGAUGGGUUGAAAUGACUAUUCGGCGACCUUCUGGUACAGUAUCUAUGAUGUGCAACAUUGAAAAUACAAUCAAAUCGGACGACAUUGACUACAAGACGCUACCAGCAUUACUGAUGAUGCAAUACCAACCUGAUUUGAUGGCCCAUCGUUUAUUGAGCGAAACAGAAAUUACUCGACAGGACAACACAAAUGCGGAUACAAUAGCAGAACGAAUUCAUACAAUUGUACGUGAUAUUUUAUCUGAUCAACAAGGUGAACAUGGUGUUUCCCAGCAAUCAAGAAAUUUAUUACGAAAAAUGGAACCUUCAUUGGAUCCUGGCUUUUUAUACCUUCAGUUGAAUAACUAUCCUGAUUUGACUGGUUCUUUGGAAAUGUUACCUCCUUUACCUGAUGAUGAAGCAAAUAUACGAGCAAUUGGAAAUCUGGAUCGAAUUCCUGUAGUGGAUUUUCACAAAAUUGGUGUGUUAUAUGUGGGCAAAGGACAAAAACAAGAAGUGGAAAUUCUUGCCAACACUCGAGGAUCACCUGAUUAUGUCAAAUUUUUGAAUGAAUUGGGAACAAUAGAACGUCUUCGUGGACGUGCUGGAAAUACCGGUGGACUUGAUCGUGAAAUGGAUAUUGACGGUGCUUAUGCUUACUUUUGGAAGGAUGAUGUGACGGAAAUGGUAUUUCAUGUGGCGACAAUGAUGCCUACUCAUCUGGAUCGGGAUCCUCGUUGUAGUGGAAAAAAACGACAUAUUGGUAAUGACUUUGUGACCAUUGUAUACUUUGACAACGAUGAUAUGGCGGCAGAAUAUGCUUUCGAUACACUUCCUGGACAAUUCAACUUUAUCAAUAUUGUCGUCACACCUUAUUCAAUGUCAACCGAAACAUCAUUACCAUCACGCGCCAUGUGGGGUCAAGAAAAUACUUUCUUCAAAGUGACUAUGCAAAAACGACCUGACAUGCCGGACAUGGGACCCAUCAGCGAAUCCAAACUUAUCUCUGCUCAAUCAUUACCAGGUUUUGUACGUCAAGUCAGUCUUCAUGCCAACAUCUUUGCGCAAAUUUUCCAUCGGUUCGGUGCAGGUGGAAAACAAGAGUAUGUAUCACAUUGGCGGGAACGAUUACGGCAUAUCCGACGGAUCAAAGAUCGUGUAUUGCAACAGCAACAAUCACAGCAGCAACAAUCAUCAGCAGUGAAUACAACAGCAGUUGCAGCAACUACAUCUACUACUACAUCGACAAGUAACGCAUCGACUGUGAUACCUUCUGGUACAGCUGGUGGAUCAACAACAACAUCGACACCCAAUAUUAACAGUUCAUCGAUACUCACACCUACAAAUUUGAAUGGUAUUAUAUCAUCAGCACCUCCAAAUUCAUCUUCAGCAUCCAAUUCUACAUCUACAACUCCUAUUCUUAUGUCUAUGAAUACAUCAAAACCUCAUUUGGAAAGUCUCUUUGAUUUUACUCGAUAUACCUGA